This is a messenger RNA of Cotesia glomerata, 1197 nucleotides long. RefSeq lists its product as uncharacterized. Gene Ontology annotation, cellular component: sarcoglycan complex; sarcolemma. The transcript has 3 exons. The record is from RefSeq and is a predicted model, not a curated record. NCBI's taxonomy places the organism in Eukaryota, Metazoa, Arthropoda, Insecta, Hymenoptera, Braconidae. Gene Ontology annotation, biological process: muscle organ development. The coding region runs from base 140 to 1129 and encodes 329 amino acids.
AGAGGAGGAAGCAAGAAGAGAGAGAAAGAAGAAAAUAAAAGCUCGAUAACAGAAACCAAAAGCGCAAGCGCUAAAAUCUGAGAGCUUUAAAGCUCACGUUUAUUCCAACUCUCAGAUCAGUUCACUGCACAAAAAUAAAAUGUCGAGCUUCCUGGAGCCGGACGCUGGUUCCCCAUCAAUGUCCAAAACCGAGGACAAUUUGUCAAACAGCGAGGGCCCGCUGAUAAAAAAAAAUAUCCGCAAUCACACUUCCAGCACUGACGUAUCUGGACUGAAGCGAUCUCCAUCGCAGUCAGCAUCGCAGGACCCAUCUUCAUUUGACAGUGAGAAAAAGCGGUACUGUCUGUGGACCCUGACGUUCAUCCUGGCGAUGAUAGGAUUCAGCAAUCUUCUCCUGAGUAUUACGAUAAUUUCUGUUUUGAGAGUUUCUCAGGGGAUGGAGUCUCUGGAGAUAAUUCCUAGUGAAAAUCUGGUCAAGUUUUUUGGAAAAACGGACCUCGAUAGGGUUUGCGUCGAAGAAGGCGUAUGCCAAGGCUACGGCGACGAGCCAAUGGAGUUAACUGGCGACGACUCAGGAGUCCACUUGAAUGUAAAAAAUCGGCGACAUGACCACUCCCGAGGGAACUUAUGGGUCCUUAAAAACGGGACGACAGUGUCUCAAAUAGAAUCUUUUGAAAUAAAAGAUUUCCGAACAGGAGAUCCGUUUUUCUCGACGGACUUUCCGAAUUUCGGACUGCCGAGUGGUGUAUUAAAGUUGAACGUCAGAGUGGCCCAGACCCACCGGAUAGUUUCGCCGAUAAACGAGUCGCUGAGCGUGGACUCAAACCGCGAGGUGACUAUGCACGGAGCUGAGAGCCUUCGGCUCGACAGUAAGCAGAUAGUCUGGAUGGCGGACAACCAGGUCAAGCUUAAGAGCAACGACUCGAUCGUCGUUGACGCGGCCAACGGUGUCUUCCUGGACACUAAAAAAAUCCCGAUUGCCUCGGGAGUUGUCGGAAGCGGAAGUGAGUCAUAUAAAAUUUGCGUCUGCAUGCCGGAAGGAAAACUCUUCAGGGUUCUAAUUCCUCCUGGUAAUGUUAGGGUGAAUUGUGCGAGAGUCAGCAUGUCUGCUGACAAUCCUUGUUUGUAAUUUUUAAUUAUUAUAAGGUAAAAUCACCAAUUUUUGGAUUAAAAUAUGUGAACUAUUGACAUUUUUAA